Ziziphus jujuba (common jujube) is the source of this 1531-nucleotide messenger RNA. Its product is annotated as ankyrin repeat domain-containing protein EMB506, chloroplastic. Gene Ontology annotation, biological process: protein targeting to chloroplast. The transcript is spliced from 8 exons. Gene Ontology annotation, molecular function: protein binding; chloroplast targeting sequence receptor activity. The record is from RefSeq and is a predicted model, not a curated record. Gene Ontology annotation, cellular component: chloroplast outer membrane. The coding region runs from base 333 to 1310 and encodes 325 amino acids. Lineage: Eukaryota; Viridiplantae; Streptophyta; Magnoliopsida; Rosales; Rhamnaceae.
AAACUCUGGGAAGCAAACUCUGAGAGUACGCCUUUGUAAUAAUUUUUCUCACAAAAGUACCCUCCGUUACUCAUUUAAUUUACAAGCUAAACCCACUCCAUCUUCCUAGUCCCAGUGUUCUUUUCCAAACUCUUAAAGCUUCCCACCAAAAUAAGUUCGUCCUUCUUCAAUCUUUAUUCAUAGGCCCCUUUUAUAGACGAAUUCAGAUUUUCCUAACCGCUUUUGUAAUCCUCCAAAGUUUAAAGCUUUCAAUUUCUCCUUCGAAUCCUUUUUCCAUUUGUUUGGCUGUGGAGGAAAAAAGAAAAAAAAAAAAAAAAAAAAGUCCAUAGACAAUGGUGGUUUCAUGGGCUACAAGAACUUGUAUGCCAAUUCCACUUCCUCUGCAUGCAGCUGCGGUCCCUACUGCUCCAACUUCUAGCUGCACCACCAAUCUAUUUAGAUUAUAUGGUCCCAGUAGAGGCCCAUUUAGUUUCUAUAUCGUCGAAAAACAACCAAAAAUGAGAACUUUUGCUGUGGAGCCGAACCAAGUAUCAGUUUUUCAAACCCAUCAAGGAAAUUGGGAAGAUCCUGAUGACGGCAGUGCCAGUGAAUACGGUGAAGAAGAUGAAGAAGUGGAAGAAAAUGACUUGGAUUAUGAAAGCGACUGGGAAGAAGAGAAAGACGACCCAACUGCAACUACAGCUACUGUUGAAAAGACUUCAGCGAACAAGUACGAAGAGGAUCUUGUGAAAGAGAUUGAACAACUUUUGGAACCAGAAGAACUAGCAAUUUUGCAACAGUCUGCUACUUUCAACCUUGAUAAGAUAUCAUCGGCAAAAUGGAGCCCACUCCAUACUCUUGCACUAUCAGGGCAGAUUAGCUUCAUGGACAGUCUAAUUGAUCAAGGGAUAGAUAUUGAUUGUGUUGAUAAGGAUGGUCUAACUGCUCUUCACACAGCAAUCAUAGGCAAAAAGGAAGCUGUUAUUAGUCAUCUAUUGAGGAAAGGUGCAAACCCUCAUGUCAAAGAUAAGGAUGGUGCUACACCACUUCAUUAUGCAGUUCAAGUUGGUGCUAUGCAAACUGUGAAGCUAUUGAUAAAGUACAGAGUUGAUGUCAAUGUUGCAGAUAAUGAGGGUUGGACGCCAUUGCACGUUGCUCUGCAAAGUAGAAAUAGAGAUAUAGCAAAAAUUUUGUUAGUCAAUGGUGCAGAUAGAACCAGAAGAAAUAAGGAUGGGAAAACACCAUUGGACCUCAGCCUUUGUUAUGGAAAAGAUUUCAAGUCUUAUGACCUUGCUAAGUUAUUGAAGGUGGUGCCAGAAAGAGAUCUUUGACAUUGGUGAUGCAGAAGUUUUAAGAUUCCAAACCUCAAGGAAAAUACUAAUUUUUCAACUCCUGUAGUGUCAUAUCUGAAAAUAUACGAAAUCUAUGAUAGGAUGCUAUAUGUGUACUCCCUAGUUUAAUGAGAAAUGUGUAGCAAUUUGUUGAUAAAUUAGUUCUUGAUAUCGAGCACUAGUAAUUUACUACUGAGAAGAGAGCUAGUUUAUUAUUAUAA